Haemonchus placei is the source of this 687-nucleotide messenger RNA. Lineage: Eukaryota; Metazoa; Nematoda; Chromadorea; Rhabditida; Trichostrongylidae. The record is from the annotation of a GenBank genome assembly.
AUGAUACCAAAGAGAACCCAGUUCGAUGUCCUCCACAAUGGCACCAAACGCGUUCUUCCCCCUCAGCGAUUCCGAGUCGAAGUGCCCAAAAAUCGAUGUGGUAAUCGGGAAAUAGAUGACUCGACUCGUGACGCUUACCUGAAUCAGCAUAACGAGUACAGGUCGAUCCUAGCAAGAGGAGGAGGAUUCAACGGAAAUCUGCUUGGCUAUGCACCUGAAGCUCAGAAUAUGCAGAAAAUGGUCUACGACUGUUCUGCUGAGAAAUCCGCUCUCAGGCAUGCGAAAACUUGCUCCGGUGAGCUAUCAGACAAAUCAACUCGUCCUGGAUUCAAAGAAAACAUUAUCAAGCUUUUCAAGAAUUACUUGAAUGACACGGAUGUUGGGAAACAUGCAUCGUUCAGAUGGUGGAAAGAGCUGUCCCUGUAUGGAGUGAAUAUCGAGAUGCGAUUCACUUCAGAAGUUCGAUAUCGUCAAACACAGAUUGUGACCCACUUUACUAAGAUGGCAUGGCACAACAAUGUCAGACUGGGAUGUGGUCAUCACCGAUGCGAUGGUUUCAUAUUUGCUGUGUGCCACUAUGGGCCUGGUGGCAACGUAAUCGGUGAAAACAUCUACAAUCCGGGCCACACAUGCUCCAGCUGUCCUGGAAACACCACUUGCAACAACAAAACGGGACUUUGUCACUGA